This is a messenger RNA of Cuscuta campestris, 1767 nucleotides long. NCBI's taxonomy places the organism in Eukaryota, Viridiplantae, Streptophyta, Magnoliopsida, Solanales, Convolvulaceae. The record is from the annotation of a GenBank genome assembly.
GAUGCUUGGACUCCCCCGCAUUGUCCAAGUGUGACAGGUCAAAGAGAAGGGUUAAAUCAGAUCUAAAAGGACAGGUCUUUGAUGGCAGGUCAGCGACGGAUCCAAAAAAUGAAAGGUUAUGGGAUAGCUUAUUGAUUCAAAAUGGACAGGUCAGAUAGAAAGGCUUCAGGACAGUUAUAUUUCAAAACACAUACUACCUCCGUCCCAGAAUAUUUGUCCACUUUCAUUUUUACACACCAUCCAAUACACUUCUUUAAUCCAUUUUAUCUUAUAAUUUGUAUAUUAAAAAAUUAUAGAAAUUAUAUAUUAAUAAUCUAUAUGUUAAGACAAAUCAAACAAGAUCACGCAUGACUAUAUUUAGGCUUACACAUUGAGAGAAUUUGAUGAGUCAAAGUGCUUAGAUGAACAAGAGAGAUAUAUACUGUCACAAUAAUGGAAGGAAUCCAUGUUCAAGUUCCCGGAACUCUCACUCAUUGCAGCAGUGGAAGAAGAAGAAGCAGCGUCUCAAGCUCCCCGGAAUUCGAGUUUUGGAUGCUCCGUAACCCCUCUCUGCCCCAGCCCGACCUUCUCUCCGCCGACGAGCUUUUCUCCGAUGGCCUCCUCCUCCCGCUCGACCUUGUCCCGCAUGACCACCCCCGGGUCCCCGAUGAAUCUCCCGGUGAAAACCCCUCGGUGUCUCGUACGGAGAUGCCGGAGGGAACCGGGUCGGACGGACCCGAUGUUUCCCCUGCGGUGGUGACUGGCUCCUCCGCUGCGUCGGCGGUCGGUAGUUCGAAACGGUGGAGGGAUAUUUUCAAGAAGGGCGAGAAGAAGAGUUCGAAGGGGGGAAACGAAGAGACUGUCAAGGAGAAGAAGAGAGGCGGCUUGGGUGGGGGCGCGAGCGCGGCGGAGCUGAAUAUAAACAUCUGGCCGUUUUCGCGGAGCAGAUCGGCGGGUAACGGCGGAGCACGGCCGCGCGUGGGUGCCGGAUCUGGGUUGGCUCAUCGGAAGGUAAGUAGCGCGCCGUGUUCGCGUAGUAACUCCGCAGGGGAAUCCAAAUCGAGGAAAUGGCCCGCAAGCCCGACCCGAGUCAGGGUCCAUCUGGGCCGGAGCAGCCCGGUCUGGCAGGUUCGCCGCAGCGGCAUAUCCACCGGUCGGAGCAUCGAGAAUCCGUCGAAAUCCGGCGACAAGGCUCUCAAAAAGGAAGGCGAACUCGAUAAGAUCCCCAGUAAAGACGUUCCCGUUUCGAAACCCGUCAAAAGAGAAGGAACCGACGGUCGCCGGAAAAACUCCGCCGCCGCACACGGCGGCGCGACGAAUGGUGUGCCCAAAGCUCGUGUGCUCAACUUGAACGUUCCCAUGUGUAUCGGGUACCGAAACAAUCUGAGUUGCAGGAGUGACGUAGGCCGAAGUACCAUGUCAGCCUCUGCCGCAGCCGCAUCUGACGACGGCGAUGGCGGUGGCGCCGGAGUUUCCGGCGAAGCGGUUAGAGGAAGUCAUUUAUUUAAUAUACGAAAUCUGUUUACUAAGAAAGUAUAUUAAAUUAUUAAUUAAUUACGUUUAACACAAGUCCAAGAUUUAUUCCAAAAUAAACAUUCAACAAACACAAGAUCCCAAAUAUCAAGUCACACCAGUUUAAAAAAUCCUCAAAGAGAAAAUCCAGACCCAAAAUUCAUCCAUGGUAGAGAAAAGCUCUCAAAUCUAUUUCAGAUCCGAAGAAGCAAGGCACACUCCUUCCGAUAUGACGAAGAUGGUGCCAUUUUUCCCAGAUUCGGUGAAGAUAUUAGA